GAAAGAGACUCACCAUAGCUGUUGAAUUGGUUGCUAAUCCGUCCAUCAUCUCCACGGAUGAGCCUACAUCAGGACUGGAUGCAGGAGCAGCUGCCAUUGUUAUGCAUACCACGCAAAACACAGUGGAUGCAGGGAGGACUGUUGUUUGCACAAUUCACCAACCAAGCAUAGAUAUUUUUGAAGCUUUCGACGAUUUGCUUUUGAUGAAGAGAGGAGGUCAAGUCAUUUAUGCUGGAUCUCUUGGUCGCCAUUCUCACAAGCUUAUAGAAUACUUUGAAGCUGUUCCUGGGGUUCUAAAGAUCAAUGAUGGCUACAAUCCUGCUACAUGGAUGCUGGAAAUAAGUUCUACAGUGGUUGAGGCUCAACUUUAUGUAGAUUUUGCUGAAAUUUAUGCCAAUUCUGACCUCUAUAGAAGAAAUCAGGAGCUUAUCAAAGAGCAAGUACACCAGUGCCUGGAUCUAAGGACCUUCAUUUCCCUACUAAGUAUUCCGAAUGUUUCAUUACUCAAUGCAAAGCCUGCUUCUGGAGACAGCAGUGCUCACACUGGAGAAAUCCACAAUACAAUGCCAUCAGAUUCUUCGUCACAACUUUUGUCGGCUUCUUGUUUAUACAGAGCUGAAAGCCAAGAUCUGAUGAAUUUGCUGGGAGCCAUGUAUUCUGCUGUUCUUUUCCUUGGAACCACCAACACUUCAGCAGUUCAGCCUAUUGUGGCAAUUGAAAGAACUGUCCUUUACAUUGAAAGAGCAGCAGGGAUGUAUUCACCAUUGCCAUAUGCAUUUUCGCAGGGAAAAGAAGGUUGCAAUAGAGGCAAUCUACGUCUCAAUC
Messenger RNA from Rubroshorea leprosula, 825 nucleotides. The record is from the annotation of a GenBank genome assembly. Lineage: Eukaryota; Viridiplantae; Streptophyta; Magnoliopsida; Malvales; Dipterocarpaceae.